Arvicola amphibius (Eurasian water vole) is the source of this 4094-nucleotide messenger RNA. RefSeq names its product syntaxin binding protein 6 (gene Stxbp6). Gene Ontology annotation, molecular function: phosphatidylinositol-4,5-bisphosphate binding. Gene Ontology annotation, cellular component: exocyst; plasma membrane. The transcript is spliced from 6 exons. Bases 298 to 930 code for a protein of 210 amino acids. The record is from RefSeq and is a predicted model, not a curated record. NCBI's taxonomy places the organism in Eukaryota, Metazoa, Chordata, Mammalia, Rodentia, Cricetidae. Gene Ontology annotation, biological process: exocytosis; regulation of SNARE complex assembly; Golgi to plasma membrane transport.
GCAGCGGGCUGGCGCGAGGCUGCAGCUGGAGCUCCGGUGCCGGGACUUGGAGUUGCCAGGAGUUUCCCCGACCCCUCCCUCCUCGCCGCGCGGCAGCAGGAGCCCGCGCGGGAGCGGCGAGCAGCGAGCAGCCAGCAGUCGAGCCGGGGCAGGCUAGUCCGUAGCCCCGGUCUCCGCGCGGGGCAGCAGCGGGGGAGCAGUGUCUCCGGUUGGGACGCGUGCCGCGCACUAGGCACCGCCCGAGCACGAGCCGGGCUGCACGAGAACUCCCUGCGUGGCCUCCUCGGUUUCUCUACAAUGAGUGCCAAAUCUGCCAUCAGCAAGGAAAUUUUCGCACCUCUCGAUGAAAGAAUGCUGGGCGCUGUCCAAGUCAAGAGGAGGACAAAGAAAAAGAUUCCUUUCCUGGCGACUGGCGGUCAAGGAGAAUACUUAACUUAUAUCUGCCUGUCAGUGACAAACAAGAAACCCACACAGGCAUCCAUCACAAAGGUCAAACAGUUUGAGGGCUCCACAUCCUUCGUCCGAAGAUCCCAGUGGAUGCUCGAGCAGCUUCGCCAGGUUAAUGGCAUCGAUCCUAACCGGGACUCUGCGGAGUUUGACUUGUUGUUUGAAAAUGCCUUUGACCAGUGGGUUGCUAGCACGGCCUCAGAAAAGUGCACCUUCUUCCAGAUCCUCCACCAUACCUGCCAGAGGUACCUCACAGACAGGAAGCCAGAGUUUAUUAACUGCCAAUCCAAAAUUAUGGGAGGAAAUAGCAUCCUCCAUUCAGCGGCUGACAGUGUGACCAGUGCAGUACAGAAGGCAAGCCAGGCCUUGAAUGAGCGUGGGGAGCGGUUAGGCCGGGCCGAGGAGAAGACAGAGGACAUGAAGAACAGUGCCCAGCAGUUUGCAGAAACCGCACACAAGCUUGCCAUGAAGCACAAGUGUUGAGAAGCUGACUCUCCUGGUGAACCUCUAGAGAAAGUGGAAGAGUUUGCUCAGCCGUGAUUCCAAGAAUUCCAGACUGCUGCUUCUUCUUUCUUUUUGUUGUUGUUGUUUUGUCUGUUUAUUUGUUUUUCCAGUAUCUGGACAUUGAGUGGUUUGGCUUUUCAUCUUCAGAUGUUAAUACGAAUGAAAAUGUGUUGCCUUCAUAUAUUUCCCUCUCUUGCUAAGAAAUGCUGCAAUAGCAUCAACUUUAUCUUUAUUUUUCCAUUUUGUGUGUGUGUGUGUGUGUGUGUGUGUGUGUGUGCGUAUUUUCCUUUUGAAGGAAAUUUUUUGUAGUUUGAAUAUAAAAUUCAGACUAAAUGAUAAACCAGGUCUAAACUAGCAAAAAAAGAGAAAAAACGUUUUUUUUUUUUUUCUUUUCACCCUUGGAAACUAAGCAAGAAAACAGUUGAAUAUGCUGGCAUCAGAUGAUGGUCCUGAGUAAAAUUAAAAGUCAAGCAGUGGAUUCACUUACAUUCCUGGUUCUCUUCAUCUGAAGAGCAAAAUUAAAAUUCAGUAUCCUGGGAUUUAAGUCUGUGCUGCAGAAAACACACUUAUCAGGAAGAGGAGCGGCAUUGGGUUUUGCUCUUUGCAUCUUAAUCUUUUUGCAUGAGCCAUCACUAGCAUUCACGAAACAAGUCGGAACCACAAAUAGAAAUCUACUUUCUGGGCUGAAGCAUAAACAUUUCUGCUCCUUCUUUUCCAGUCUGGUUAGUAGGAAUUUUCACAUGAAGGGUAAAAAUUUGGGUGUAAAGACUUUUACAAAAAACCCUCCUUUAAAAGCUCCAUGUCUUUAUGGAUGUUUCUCUCUUUUGUCAUUCUCUCAAAUUAUAGUAGCUGACUUUGGGGUGGUUAUAUUUCUAACAAGAAACAAUGUAUCUAGACUCAGUGAGGUAGCAUAGUAGAUGAGGUGUUUAUACCAUAAACCUGGUGACUAGAUGCCACAGAGUUAGCCUCUGACGUCCAUACAUGUGUCGUGAUACAGCAUAUAAAACACAUACACAAAAACAAUAAUAAUAAAUAAAUAAUUUGUCUAGAUAAAAGGCUAUGUAAAUCAUAAUGUGAAAAAAUGCUACUUUGUUUUUUUCUCCUUUUGCAAAGUUAUGUCCAAUGUUAGAGGUACUCUCACAGUAGCCUUGGGAAAGGACCCCAAAUUUCUUGGUGUCAGGGUUUUGGAGGUUUGGAUAUUGGUUUUGGUUUUGGAUUAUUUUGUGUCAUUUAACAUGUGCUUCGUGACAGACUGCAUAUGUGUCCAUUUGAUCUUGCCUGUUCUGGUACAGACAGCAUGUUUCCAAGCCUUUAUGUUGCUGUCAGAAUGAACAGAAUCUCUUCCGUACCUUUGGAUUCAAUGUUGCUCAGGAUAAUACUGCACUUAGACUGUGGACGUUCUGUUUUCUGGAGGAUUAAAAACUAAAUAUAAAGAAAAAACAAUCUGUGCUUGUUCCUCGUAAAGCAACGAGGCAAGCAACACAUGUCAGACACUCACUGCAAUGCAUGGAGUUUCCAGCUGCCUGGGUCUUAGGACCCAUUCGUUCUUUUGUAUCCACCUGUUUGUGUGUGAUGUAGCCUCUGAGGCAGCAGCAUAAGAUGACUUUAGGUUACUAAUGUGAUUUAAAUAGUGUAAGUUCUCCUAAUAAUACAUCCCAGGGAAAGAGCACAUGGUUCAAGGAAUGUCAUAGGUAUGAGGUCAGGAGGAUGGAAUUUGCAGCAAAUAAUCCUCUCGGGCAGAUAGUCCAGUUGAAGAACAUACUGGAAAAAUGUUUACUGUGGGCUAGGAAUGUUUACUAUAUCUUAUACGUUUCUUUAGGUGUCUUAACAUUUUAAAGAAGCCAGGAACAUGCAAUCCACUGACUACUGGAACUAUCUGAUUUCUAAAACGAUAAAAAUAAAAAGACCCCACAUAUCACUCCAGAUAAGUUUCAUCUGCAGACUUUAGCUUGGAAAACACACAUAGUCAACCUCCAAAACUGGAUUCUCGUUUCAGAGAGUUAGCAUACAUAGUUGAGAGAGGUGGUCUUACUUUCCCCACACCACUCAAGAACAAAAUUGGUUGUCUGCUUUGGGGCAGCUGAUUCAGAAGGGGCAGAGGGUGGGCCAUAUGUAUACUGUGAAAGCUGAAUCUUCCUCCUCAGCCUAAUUCUUAGAGUUCCUUUUUCUAAGUGUAAGUGCCCUUCCCCUGCCCUCCUCCGGUUCUUCCUGUGGAUCACAAUAGGCCCAAGUUAUCUUAGAAACAGCCUGAACUAGAAGAGAAGCUCACCGGGAGUUACGUUAGCUGCCUCUACUGAUCAGUCAGCAUCCAGACCCUCACCGUGGUCUUCACCUGCUUGUCCUCCACCAGAUGCAGGUCUGUAACAGCUCUUGCUGCCCCUCUUCAACUGUCCAUCAGCCGUCCAGCCUCAUGCGGAGAAGCCCCCAACAGCACAUGUGAAAUUCUCGCUAUCCUUUCGUAGAAGGUGCUGCAGUAGCAAAUACUAAUGCAGUCCAACCCACUGAAAUUUGUUCAAGGGACUCCUGUCAUCUGGGCCCAACCCAUUUGGUUGAGCUUGCUGGAAGAUUCACAGUGCUUAUUUGAUUUCUGCAUUUCACUGUGAAUUUUGGAAAUGAAGUCUUUCUCCAAAGGACUUUGCACAUUCACAUUGACAAUGCACAGAGAAAAGGAGCUUGCCAGUGUUUCCCCUUCGUCCUGGAGUUCUUCACUGGAGUGGUCAGAUUCCUAUGUACAGGAGCAAUGCAGUUAUUCAGGUUGAUGUUUCGUCUUAAAGAAUGUAUUUGUAAAAUGUAACAAGAUCAGUAGUUAACUUUUUUUUAAGGUCCGAUAAAAGUAAGCUUACGUGUUAGACUUAAAAUUAUAGUGACAUUUGUCUUAUCCUAUUGUGAGUAGAAAAAGGUUAUGCAUUUCUGUAGAAACAUUUACAGAGUUUCCUAAAUAAAAGAAACUAGUUGAGAUAGGUUUCACUCCUAACUUUCAGAAUUGUGAUGCUGUUAACGUGUGUUGCUCUUGGUUCCUCAGAAAUUCUCUCUGACAUUGAGCCCCCUUUGCGUUUCAUUCGGAGACAAGCAACAGCUGUUCUGUUGGUUCGCAAUUACAGCUACUCAAAUUUUGUCAUUAAAUAUUUUAACUCUGUGGUGAA